This is a messenger RNA of Cladophialophora bantiana CBS 173.52, 1293 nucleotides long. RefSeq lists its product as uncharacterized. The record is from RefSeq and is a predicted model, not a curated record. The transcript has 3 exons. The coding region runs from base 1 to 1293 and encodes 430 amino acids. NCBI's taxonomy places the organism in Eukaryota, Fungi, Ascomycota, Eurotiomycetes, Chaetothyriales, Herpotrichiellaceae.
AUGACUACUGAGACCAAUAUUUUACCUCAGAGUGCAAAGCAGAUAUAUAAGGACGAUAUCGUCUACGGAAGUCAUUCCUCCUCUUCCUACAGAAUAAUACGUUUGCAUCAAUACUUUCACAAUCAAAACACAGGAGUACCCGAAGCUCUCUGCAUCAAAACGUCAAAGGAUCUCCAAAGACCUUCUUCUUGCUCCAACCCCUUCGAUAUGCUUCAUCUACUUGUGCUUUGUUGUAUGCUUCUUUCCACGACUGCUUUCAAGGUCACUUUCUACGGAAACGGAAACUGCGCAGGAGAGUAUGUUGGGACUUGGGUCGGAGGUGAGGGUCAAGGAUGCAGACAAGAAUUUGUGGGUGUGGCAGAAGGGGUAGUAGUUCAAUCGACCGGUUCAGUCGACGACAGUACAACAGUUCAAUUUUACAGCUCCAACAACUGCCAAGUCGGAACAGAAACAGCACAGGCUAACGCAGGCUGCUUGGACGUCGAUAAUGAGGUUAUUCCCCCAUAUCAGUCAUUCCGAGUCAUUUCCAGCAAGCCAUCGAGGCUACGAAGUGCGAAGCGAAGUCUUGGAGAACGUCGGCGCUAUUACAAUACUUCGUCGACUGUUCCCAUGAAUGUCCCGCAAGAACCAAUCUUCUACCAUGGCAGGACAGCAAGCUUCGACGGAGUUGAAUAUAUAUGGUGGCAAGUCCAUGCUACUGGUUUCAUGGGGAUCCCUUCCGGUGACUGGGAUGAUAAUGUACACGUGAGGAACGAUACGGAUUUAAUUGACUGGCAAACGAUCACCGAUCUUACGAUCCGAGACCUGGAUGAGCGAGAUCUUCUUCAAGGCUUAUGUCAAACGUUCCAGACCUGUGUGUCACAGGCGCGGGCCCAGUUGGUUACCGUUGGCGACGUUGCCGGACCGUUCUUUACCUCACUUGGAGUUUCUUUGAAGAACAAUCUAGCCGCGACCAACAACUGGCUCAACGGGAAUCCUUUCGUUACCCAAGUUAUUGCCGGUACAAUUGCCGGUUUCGCAUCCAACCAGCUCUCGGCCUACGUAGCUGGCAAACUCGCCGGCGACAGCCAAAACGUUGCACAGUGCUCAACCCUGAGUGACCAGAUAGAUGCCCUGAAAUCCAUUAUUCUGUCUCAGAACUCUGUAUACUCGGCAUCAUCAAUGACGGUCACUACUCAACAAGCGGAUGCUGGUGACGAGGUCUGGAGCCUCACCAUGACCACUGUCAACUGCGGAGACGUACUACCAGCAACUACCUGCGGAGGUGUUCCCGCAGGUGUCUGUACGGCCUAA